Messenger RNA from Pan troglodytes (chimpanzee), 927 nucleotides. Its product is annotated as polyribonucleotide nucleotidyltransferase 1, mitochondrial-like. Gene Ontology annotation, cellular component: cytosol; mitochondrion. The transcript has a single exon. Bases 1 to 927 code for a protein of 308 amino acids. Gene Ontology annotation, molecular function: 3'-5'-RNA exonuclease activity; RNA binding; polyribonucleotide nucleotidyltransferase activity. The record is from RefSeq and is a predicted model, not a curated record. Lineage: Eukaryota; Metazoa; Chordata; Mammalia; Primates; Hominidae. Gene Ontology annotation, biological process: mitochondrial RNA 3'-end processing; mitochondrial mRNA catabolic process.
AUGGCUGAUGGAGAAUGUGUUGUUAACCCAACAAGAAAAGAAAUGUCUUCUAGUACUUUAAAUGUAGUGGUUGCUGGAGCACCUAAAAGUCAGAUUGUCAUGUUGGAAGCCUCUGCAGAGAACAUUUUACAGCAGGACUUUUGCCACACUAUCAAAGUGGGAGUGAAAUAUACCCAACAAAUAAUUCAGGGCAUCCAGCAGUUGGUAAAAGAAAUUGGUGUUACCAAGAGGACACCUCAGAAGUUAUUUACCCCUUCACAAGAGAUUGUGAAACAUGCUCAUAAACUCACUAUGGAGAGACUCUAUGCAGUUUUUACAGAUUAUGAACAUGAUAAAAUUUCCAGAGAUGAAGCUGUUAACAAAAUAAGAUUAGAUACAGAGGAACAACUAAAAGAAAUAUUUCCAGAGUUCAAUCUAUAUGAGAUAAUAGAAUCCUUCAAUACUGUUGCAAAGGAAGUUUUUAGAAGUACUAUUUUGAAUGAAUACAAAAGAUGCGAUGGUCGGGAUUUGACUUUACUUAGGAAUAUAAGUUGUGAGGUAGAUAUGUUUAAAACCCUUCAUGGAUCAGAAUUAUUUCAAAGAGGACAAACACCGGUGCUUUGUACUGUUACAUUUGAUUCAUUAGAAUCCAGUAUUAAGUUGGAUCGAGUUAUAACAACUAUAAAUGGGAUAAAAGAUAAAAAUUUCAUGCUGCACUAUGAGUUUCCUCCUUAUGCAACUAAUGAAAUUGUCAAAGUCACUGGUAUAAAUAGAAGAGAACUUGGGCCUGGUGCUCUUGCUGAGAAAGCUUUGUAUCCUGUUAUUCCCAAAGAUUUUCCUUUCGCCAUAAGAGUUACAUCUGAAGUCCUAGAGUCAAAUGGGUCAUCUUCUAUGGCAUCUGCAUGUGGUGGAAGUUUAGCAUUAAUGGAUUCAGGGCUUCCAAUUUAA